GACAUGACACCUCGUGCUACCAAAAGCGGAUUUUUUGUCAUCACAGAUAGACUGCACCGCCCAAACCCAUCGAUUUACCUUUAGCCAUCGUCCAGGGUGGUGAGAGGUCGCAUUUCCCCCUCUCCACUCUCAUUUUCUUCCAAAAAAUCCGUACGCCCAUCUUGUGCCCAACCGCUCGGCCACGUUCCUACCGACCCACGUCCAUCAACAAACCUAAAACAGCACGCUCCCCUCUGUUUUCGGGACCCCUCGAAAUCGCCCCACGACCCCCUUCGAGACGACCGGCACUCGUUUUUUCACCUGCGAGCUUUGAAGCAGAGUAGUUAUUGGCAUGGCAGAGGUCAUUCAAGACAUCGAUUUGGACUCGGUCAUUGACCGACUGUUGGAGGUUCGCGGCAACCGUCCCGGCAAGCCUGUGCAGCUUCAAGAAUACGAAAUCAAAUAUCUCUGCUCGAAAGCGCGAGAAAUUUUCAUUCACCAGCCCAUUCUCUUGGAGCUUGAGGCUCCAAUUAAGAUUUGUGGCGACAUACAUGGUCAAUACUAUGAUCUUUUGCGGCUUUUCGAGUACGGCGGAUUCCCCCCGGAAGCCAACUACCUCUUCCUGGGUGAUUACGUGGACCGAGGAAAGCAGUCACUCGAAACCAUCUGUCUGCUCCUCGCCUACAAGAUCAAGUACCCGGAAAACUUCUUCAUUUUACGAGGAAACCACGAGUGCGCGAGUAUCAACAGAAUAUACGGGUUUUACGACGAAUGCAAACGUCGGUAUAAUAUCAAGCUAUGGAAGACGUUCACGGACUGCUUCAACUGCUUGCCCAUCGCUGCGAUCAUCGACGAGAAGAUUUUCACAAUGCACGGUGGAUUGAGUCCCGACUUGCAGUCCAUGGAGCAGAUAAGGAGGGUCAUGAGGCCGACGGAUGUGCCUGAUACUGGCCUCCUCUGCGAUCUGUUGUGGUCUGACCCUGACAAGGAUAUCACUGGUUGGUCAGAGAACGACCGAGGUGUAUCCUUCACAUUUGGGCCUGACGUCGUGUCACGUUUCUUACAAAAGCAUGACAUGGAUCUAAUCUGUAGAGCUCAUCAGGUCGUCGAAGACGGCUACGAGUUCUUUGCCAAGAGGCAUUUGGUUACCUUGUUUUCGGCGCCCAAUUACUGUGGAGAGUUCGACAAUGCGGGGGCUAUGAUGAGUGUGGAUGAGACACUGCUAUGCUCGUUCCAGAUUCUCAAACCUGCAGAGAAGAAGGCCAAAUAUCCCUACGGCGGCAUUAACGUUGGACGGCCUGUAACCCCUCCGCGUAAGCAGAAGAAGGGCGCGAAGACGGGUUAGGAGGUGCAAUGCACCCGCUUUCGGCGUGGUUCUUGGGUGCAGCGCAUUCAUAUCAACAGUACAAGCCCUACUUGCCGCCAAUCACGCUGACCUGCCUUUCACCUGAUUUCACUUCUUCGUCGUCAUUCUCUCGGUUCUUUGCUUUCCUCUCCUCUGGUUGCGUCGGUGACAUCGUAUGUUGUUGUGGGCGGGUAAUUUGGCGCCAGGGCUUGUUUGUGUUCCGCACUUCCAUUCUCAUUUUUGCUUGGUAUCGUCGCACACUUGACUGCAUUAACGCAGCCCUGUAUUCCCCAUUUCCCCCUGCGCUGUAGCAUCAAUCCAGAACAGACAGACUCGCAUACUCGACACCACCUUAUCCGUACUACUGCAACUAAGUCGUCACCUCCAAGCUACCUAUGAUCAAUCACCUACGCUCCAAGUUAUUAUCGUCUUAUUGUACACUUGUAGUUUUCAAUCAUUUCUCGUCCUCUUGUCCAUAGAUGCCCC
Mycena citricolor is the source of this 1810-nucleotide messenger RNA. NCBI's taxonomy places the organism in Eukaryota, Fungi, Basidiomycota, Agaricomycetes, Agaricales, Mycenaceae. The record is from the annotation of a GenBank genome assembly.